AUGGGCAUCAACCCUGACAUCUUGGCUCACCAGCCCGUCAACAGAGACUUGGUUUGUUUGAUUUGUCUGGAAGUUUUGCACAAGCCAACGACCGUUUGUGGAAAUGGCCAUUGUUUUUGCUUGGAUUGCAUCAAGCUUUGGGAAGGGUCAAGACGACGUGCCUGCCCUACUUGCAAUCAACCAAUGAUGCGGCAAAAACCUCUGAACCGCAUCCUCCAAUCGGUCAUCAUGGAUCUACAAGUGCGGUGCCCAGAGAAGUAUGCCUUGACAGAAUCUACUGGUGACUCAGCCAGCGUGGAAUGUCCGUUGCAGUGCUCAUGGAUUGGACCCUUGUCGAGCUAUCUCGAAAAACACAAACAUGAUUGUUACUUCAAGAAGACGGAAAGCUGCCCCUUAUGCAAGCGACAAGUCCAAUGGACACAGUUCUCCAACCACAUCGAAAAAGAAUGCCCCGUGGCGCGCAACCAAAAAGGCGGCCCAAGCCGUGCCACUGAAUCGUCUUCUCGCUCCUUUGCACAAGGCAUUCUUAUUGUUGGAGGCGUGUUCGUCUUGUCUCUUUUGUUUGUCCGAGGAAAUUAA
Molecule: messenger RNA, 579 nt
Organism: Seminavis robusta
Lineage: Eukaryota; Bacillariophyta; Bacillariophyceae; Naviculales; Naviculaceae
Source: the annotation of a GenBank genome assembly